AUGGCAUCAGCACCCGAAACUGAGGUUUCUGUAAAGCCAACGGCUCAGCUACAUGUAUUAUUACAUCAAGACCAAGAUUUAACAUCCAAAAUACAACCUGAGAAGCAUGAGUAUACAUACGCUGAUGGUCUCUUAACGGCACGACAGAUCCUCUUUGUUGGACCUCUAUGUACCGCCAUGUUCACCAAUCAAGUUGGCCUAGGAAAUACACUGGCCACAGUGAAUUUGAUUAGGGAGUCGUUUGGCAUCACAAACCAAGGUCAGCUAUCUUGGCUUAUAGCUGGGAAUAGUCUGACUAUCGGGUACACUUAUUCUCAUUGGCGGAAAAUUGGGCGACGACUGGUACUCGCUGUGGUCUCUCGUAGCAGGCCUCCCAGUGUAUUCGUCGCUUGUUCUUUUUGUUUUGGCGCGUGUAUUCUAGGGCAUGGGUCCCGCAUUGACGUUACCAAAUGGACUCACGAUUUGGGACAAUCGUACUCCCCCGGACCACGCAAAAACAUGUCCUUCGCUUGGGUCUGUGCAGCAGCACCAUUUGGAGCCAUUGCUGGCUUUCUAUUUGGGGGUCUUUUUGUUCUCGCUGAGGUUGCGGCCUUUUCUUCCUGGACAAUUCCGCAUUUGCCAGGGGUUACUGGUGUCAGAGCUUUGGUAUUGUUCAAUCUUGCAUGGGACCAGGCUGCUGUGGCCGGGUGGAAGGAGCCCUACGCUUAUGUCUGUCUGGUUAUUGUUUGCUGGGCAAAAUCACCAAUCCUUCCCCUCUCCGCAUUCAACUCAGAUAUCGCCUUUGUCUUUGCCUGCACAGCAACAGGAUGGGCUUGCGGUGGGAUAUGGGCUCUCUAUAUUCUGGAAGUUGCAAUCAAGAUUAGAAAUAACACUCCAUUCCAAAUGGCAGCGUGGUUCAUUGCCGUUAUUCCAGUUUUAAGCAAGAAUAUCCCCGCAUCAUGGAUAAUGGCUAUAGGGCAAACUGCCUACCUUGCUGUGUCAAUUCUAACGGCAGUCCGACGUCCAGACUCGACCUAUUGGACAUAUUUCUUUUUUAGUGUCCUGAUCAUCACCGUCAGUAUAGACAUAUCAUUCUCUGCCGCCACCAUUAUUUUCUCGAAUGCGAUACCGCGGCAGUAUCAGGGUAUGGGUGCUAGCAUAGUCAUGACUGUCAUCAACUAUAACAUUUCUCUGGGCCUGAGAUUCGCCGGUACCAUUGAGACUAACAUCAACGGCGGCAGAAUCAAGAAAGCUGAUUGGCUGCUCGGUUACCGUGGUGCCUUAUGGUUUUCGGUUGGGUUAGCAGUCCUUGGGUUGGCCCUUAGUUUUAUCUCUGUCAUGAAAGGGCACUAG
Messenger RNA from Talaromyces proteolyticus, 1332 nucleotides. RefSeq lists its product as uncharacterized. Bases 1 to 1332 code for a protein of 443 amino acids. Gene Ontology annotation, cellular component: membrane. The transcript has 7 exons. The record is from RefSeq and is a predicted model, not a curated record. Lineage: Eukaryota; Fungi; Ascomycota; Eurotiomycetes; Eurotiales; Trichocomaceae.